Messenger RNA from Micropterus salmoides (largemouth bass), 873 nucleotides. RefSeq lists its product as uncharacterized. Bases 52 to 750 code for a protein of 232 amino acids. The record is from RefSeq and is a predicted model, not a curated record. The transcript has 5 exons. NCBI's taxonomy places the organism in Eukaryota, Metazoa, Chordata, Actinopteri, Centrarchiformes, Centrarchidae.
GCAAAGCACCAUCUUUCAGUUUGAAACAUUUUCACGAGUCACUGCGGAACCAUGGGGAAAGGGAAAAGGGCUACUGUCUAUUGGGCAGCGGUUGUUAUUCUGGUGUGUUAUUUGGUACACAUGAUAGACUGCUAUCGACUGAAAAAAACACAAAGACAACACGGACAAAAAAAAGCCGAUGCAGCUAAAACGGUAGCUGUCCAAGAAGGGAAGAUUGUGUUUGGGAGAGUUUUUAAAAACGGGUCAGCCAUUGGCUCACGAGUCCUAAAGGCAGAUGCUUCCAUGGAGGGUGGAGCUGUGUAUCAAGCUGACUCUGCAGGCCUACAUUCACUAGAAGGUUCCCUGUCAGGCUGGCCUAAAGGACAAAGCCCAGAUCUCGGUUUCAGAGAAGCAGCAUGGAGGCGCAUGGCAGCUUCUCUACAAUGUGGUGGGGAUCAGUUGAAGUUCAGAGCAGUGGGACCAGGAGUAUCACAGUUUACAGUGGAUCAAGGAACAGCACCUCCAAUGCUUCUGUCCCAGGUGCCUUCCAGUUGUGGCUACAGCAUGCAGAGGAACUCCCUUGCACUUGUUAUGUUGGUUCCUUAUGAUGGCUGCAAUGUGGUUAAAGAGGGUGGAAGUUACGUGCUCCCAAUGCAUUGGCAGGGUGUUCCAGUCUCACUCUGGUGUCCCACAACUGCUACACCACAACCUGUACCCACUACACUCCAUCAAACCCUGAGACGCUCCAGACAACCACAGAGAAACCAGUAACGGCCCAAUCUCCACCAUACCCCGCUUUCUUCCCUCCUUUUUACCCCUUUCCUCCUGCUCCGCCAACCACCACAGCAGCGCCGACUACAACCACGCCUGCAAAUCCAACAUGGCCUCAAUAUG